Molecule: messenger RNA, 1737 nt
Organism: Rangifer tarandus platyrhynchus (Svalbard reindeer)
Lineage: Eukaryota; Metazoa; Chordata; Mammalia; Artiodactyla; Cervidae
Source: the annotation of a GenBank genome assembly
AUGUCAGCCACACUGGAUCUGAAAUCGAAGGAGGAGAAGGAUGCUGAGUUGGACAAGAGGAUCGAGGCUCUUCGGCGGAAGAAUGAGGCCCUCAUCCGGCGCUACCAGGAGAUUGAGGAGGACCGGAAAAAAGCUGAACUGGAGGGAGUAGCAGUGACAGCUCCCCGGAAGGGCCGCUCAGUGGAGAAGGAGAAUGUGGCAGUGGAAAUGGAGAAGAACCUGGGUCCCUCCCGGAGGUCUCCAGGGACCCCUCGGCCUCCAGGGGUCAGUAAGGGAGGCCGGAUCCCCCCUCAGCACGGAGGCCGGGCAGGCAUGGGCCGGACAUCCCGCAGCUGGGAAGACAGUCCCGGGGAGCAGCCUCGAGGAGGUGCUGGGGGCCGCGGCCGGAGGGGUCGGGGCAGGGGGUCUCCUCAUCUCUCUGGAGGUGGCGAUGCUUCGAAUGCCGACCGCAAAUCCAAGGAGUGGGAGGAGCGGCGGAAGCAGAACAUUGAGAAGAUGAACGAGGAGAUGGAGAAGAUUGCGGAGUAUGAGCGCAACCAGCGGGAAGGUGUGCUGGAGCCCAACCCGGUGCGGAACUUCCUGGACGAUCCCCGGCGACGCAGUGGGCCCCUAGAGGAGCCUGAGCGGGACCGCCGGGAAGGCAGCCGCCGGCAUGGGCGCAACUGGGGGGGCCCUGACUUUGAGCGGGUGCGCUAUGGCCUUGAGCAGGAGCGGCAGGGCCGCCGGGCCGGCCUGGGCAGCACCGGGGACAUGACGCUCUCCAUGACGGGCCGAGAGCGGUCCGAGUACCUGCGCUGGAAGCAGGAGCGGGAGAAGAUUGACCAGGAGCGUCUGCAGAGGCACCGCAAGCCCACCGGCCAGUGGCGGCGGGAGUGGGAUGCCGAGAAGACGGAUGGCAUGUUCAAGGAUGGCCCAGCUGUGGCUCUAGAACCAUCCCACCGCUAUGAUGACCAGGCUUGGGCCCGGCCCCCCAAGCCGCCCACUUUCAGGGAGUUCCUGUCCCAGCACAAAACUGAGGUCAGCCGCAGAAAGAAGAAGAGCAGCCGACCCCAGCCUAAGGCAGCCUCCCGUGCCUACAGUGACCACGAUGACCGCUGGGAGACGAAGGAGGCCGUGUCCGCAGCUCCUGAGCCCCCGCAACCUGCUCCCCCCAAGGAGGCGCCCACGCAGCUGCCUGAGACCCCGGCCCCUGCCCACCGGCCUCCUGAGGAUGAGGGCGAGGAGGGCGAGGGUGAGGAUGAGGGGGAGGACGGGGAGGAUGAGGAGUGGGAAGACGUGAGUGAGGAUGACGAGGAGAUAGAGGAAGAAGAGGAGGCUGAUGAGGAAGAAGAGCCAGCUGGAGAUCACCAACGCGAGGAGGCUGAGCCCAGCGGGAGCCCCAGCGGGAGCCCCACCAGGGAACACGGUGACAAAGAGCCCGCCAGGCCGGAAGAGCCCCUGCCGCUCCCCCAGGCCCCCGUCACGCCUUCCAGCCCCUUCUCGCCUCCUGGGGGCCAUCAGCCUGUUCCCAACUGGGGUGAAGAGAUGGAGCUGAAUUCUCCCCGGACUGCCCACCCAGCAGAUGCCGUCUCUCCGGGAGGUGACCAGCCAGCCCCUUCCUCCUUGGAGAGUGGGCCCAGCGCCCCAGGAACCCAGAAAGCUGAAGAGGAGGGGUCUGAGGCAGCUCCAGAGGCGGACCCCGAGGGCCAAGAGACGGCAGAGAUCGCCGACUUCCAGAGGGCCUCCCCGAAUUCCUGA